Symsagittifera roscoffensis is the source of this 2153-nucleotide messenger RNA. Its product is annotated as hydroxymethylglutaryl-CoA synthase 1-like. Lineage: Eukaryota; Metazoa; Xenacoelomorpha; Acoela; Convolutidae. The transcript has 8 exons. The record is from RefSeq and is a predicted model, not a curated record. Gene Ontology annotation, biological process: acetyl-CoA metabolic process. Bases 263 to 1831 code for a protein of 522 amino acids. Gene Ontology annotation, molecular function: hydroxymethylglutaryl-CoA synthase activity.
UUUGAGCUGCUGAAUUUCGAAAAUUUUGCUCAGUUUUGCUGUUUUCAGAUCACAUUGAGCUGAGCGAUACUAGAUUAUAUCGAUAUUACGCUGCAUUAUCAAAGCUGUUUUCGAUAGCUUUUUCGAAGAUCCAAAAGAUUACCCAUUCUGAGUUUAUCUUUGGAGAAAUCUGCUGCUCGGUUAUCCGGAGUUUAAAUAUUUACACAGUUGUUGACAUAUUGACCUUUCUUGUUUUUGUCUUUGAUAUAUUUUUUGCUUGACAAUGAGUAGUGAAUCUGGCGCUGUAGUAAAUGGUGACAUCCAUAGUAGUGGCAGUUAUGGCUCUGGAAAUAGUGGAUCAUGGCCGGAUGAUGUUGGCAUUAUAGCUAUGGAGCUCUAUGUCCCGAAUCUGUUUGUGGAUCAAAGUGAACUUGAGUUGUUUGACGGAGGAGGCCAAGGUAGUAGUAAGGCCAAGUCCUUUGUGGGCAAAUAUACUGUGGGUUUGGGUCAACAGCAGAUGGGCUUUGUGGCUGAUAAUGAAGAUGUGAAUUCGCUUGCACUUACAGCUGUGAGCAGGCUGUUCAAGAGACAAGGUUUUUCGCCUCGUGACUUCGGACGGCUGGAGGUGGGCACUGAGUCUAUUCUGGAUAGAAGCAAGAGUGUGAAGACUGUGUUGAUGCAACUAUUCGAACAGGGGGAGGGGGAGGGGGAGGGGCACACAGACCUUGAGGGCGUUGAUAGUGUGAAUGCUUGUUAUGGGGCCACAGCUGCACUCUUCAACACGGCCCAGUGGGUAGAGAGCAGCAGUUGGGAUGGAAGAUUAGGUCUGGUGGUGGGGGCGGACAUAGCAGUCUACGCACAGGGAGCAGCCAGACCCACUGGGGGAGCGGGGGCCAUAGCCAUGGUGGUGGGGCCACACGCCGCACUAGUGCUUGACAGAGGUCUAAGGGGCACUGAGAUGCGCCACGUGUAUGACUUCUACAAGCCCAGACUGGAUUCUGAAUAUCCAGAAGUGGAUGGACCUCUAUCUGUGGAGUGCUACUUGAGUGCCUUGGACACAUGUUACAGUAGAUACAGAACCAAGUUCAACAAUAUCAACAGAAGUAUCAAGACCAAAACCAACAGUACACUCAGAGAAGAAGAAAAAGUGACAGAGACCAGAUUAGACUUGGAUUGUUUCGACGCAAUACUUUUCCACACUCCUUUCUGCAAGAUUGUACAGAAGUCCCUGGGCAGACUGGUGCUGUGUGAAUACCUGGACAAACUGCCCCACUCACAGAGAGAUGCCAAGUUCGAACCACUCCAGACACUGGCAGCCGGUGACUCCUCGGGAGGAUCAAAUUGUCUGAGGGGUAAAGCGAGUUACCACAACAAGCAGUUGGAGCGGACUCUGGUGGAUAUGAGCAGACAGUUGUUCAUUGAGAAGACUGAGCCGGGACUGAGGGUUGCGAGGAGAGUAGGAAACAUGUACACUCCCUCACUAUACUCCUGCUUAGUCUCAUUCCUCACCAGUGGAGUGUCGAGUAGUGAUUUAUGUGGCAAAAGAGUGGCCAUGUUCAGCUAUGGCAGUGGGAUGGCUGCCACCAUGUAUUCCAUAACAGUAUCAAACAAAGAAGAGAGAGUCGACAGACUCCUCAAAGGCAUAUCCAGUGUUGACUCCAUUUUGGACCAGAGAGUGAAGUGUUCUCCCGAAGAAUUUGUGAGACUGCUGGAGCAGAGGGAGAUGAGUCACAACCGGGCACCUUUAGAUCCCAGCCAGGACACCAGUUGUCUACAACCAGAUACUUACUAUCUGGCAAAAGUGGACGGAAAACACAGGAGGACUUAUUUGCUGCAUACUGCCGAGGGCUGAAAUGUAUUAACAUACUACCAACGCAAUAAUUUUGUUAAAAAAUAAUGUAUACAAUCAAGAGGAAAUCAAAAAUUUUGACGUCAAAUUAAAUUUCGUUGCGCUGUAAUUUGUUGCUGCUAUUUACUCGUUUCUCCUUUGGCAUAUUUUUUUCUAAUGAGAUUGUGAUGUACCUAAUAUUUUCGCAGUUAGCUAAAAAUGUGUGAUUAUAUGAACUCUCAUUUCGAUAAAAUUUUGACAAAUAUUUCUUAAAUUGAGCUUACUGCAAUGCAAUGAGGAAAUUUGUUGCAUUUGCAGGGCAAAAUGAACAACGAAGUUGGAAUAG